UCCGUACCGAUAAGGACUAACUAGCUAGCAAAACCCGUUAAGUUACUUACAGUUAGGGCACUCCUGGCGCACUAAUUUGAAAUCUGGAGCAGCUGAGACAUGGCAUUCCGAAAAGCAGCCAAGGGCACAGCGCUCGUUGGAAGUGGGGCCUUGGCAGCGCUCUAUGGCCUGUCGCAGUUUUCCGAAUACAGGAGAAAUCAGGCCCGACUGGCACACGUGGAGGCAGCAGAACAGGUGCAAAUGACCCAUCAGGAUGAGCUGCCAUCCCGACAGGCCCAGCUGGCUACUUUGAAGAGCACAGAGGAGUUUGACAUCUUGGUCAUUGGUGGAGGAGCCACAGGGUCAGGCUGUGCCUUAGAUGCGGUCACACGAAAUCUGAAAACAGCCCUCGUGGAGCGGAAUGAUUUCUCAUCAGGGACCAGCAGUCGGAGCACCAAGCUCAUUCACGGCGGAGUCCGAUAUCUACAGAAAGCCAUCAUGAAAUUUGAUUACGAACAGUAUAUGAUGGUAAAAGAAGCACUUCACGAGCGCUCCAACCUGCUGGACAUUGCUCCUCAUUUGUCUGCCCCGCUGCCCAUCAUGCUGCCCGUCUACAAGUGGUGGCAGCUUCCGUACUACUGGCUUGGGAUAAAGAUGUAUGACCUCGUGGCCGGAUCGCAGUGUUUGAAGAGCAGCUACGUCCUCAGCAAGACAAAGGCGCUGGAGCUCUUCCCCAUGCUUAAGAAGGACAAGCUGGUGGGAGCCAUCGUCUACUACGAUGGACAACACAACGAUGCUCGAAUGAACCUCGCCAUCGCCCUCACUGCUGCCAGGUACGGGGCUGCCAUUGCCAAUUACACUGAAGUGGUGCACCUACUGAAAAAGACAGACCCCCAGACCGGCAGGAAGAGGGUCUGUGGCGCCCGUUGCAGGGACCAGAUCACAGGGCAGGAAUUUGAUGUCAGAGCCAAAUGUGUUAUCAAUGCCACGGGACCUUUCACCGACUCGGUGAGGAAAAUGGAUGAUCAGAGAAACCCCAACAUAUGUCAGCCCAGUGCGGGGGUGCAUAUCGUCAUCCCUGGCUAUUACAGCCCAGACAACAUGGGACUCCUAGACCCUGCCACGAGCGACGGGCGGGUCAUCUUUUUCCUGCCCUGGGAGAAGAUGACCAUUGCCGGGACGACAGACACACCCACAGACGUCACGGCCCAUCCCAUCCCUAUGGAGGAGGACAUCAACUUUAUUCUCACCGAGGUCCGCAACUACCUGAGCCCCGAUGUGGAAGUGAGAAGAGGAGAUGUUUUGGCUGCCUGGAGCGGAAUCCGUCCAUUGGUUACAGACCCCAGUUCUAAGGACACCCAGUCCAUAUGCCGGAACCACAUUGUGAACAUCAGUGAGAGUGGAUUGGUCACAAUUGCUGGUGGGAAGUGGACUACCUACCGCUCCAUGGCUGAGGAGACGCUGGAUGCUGCAGUCAAGGAACACAAGCUAUCUGGAGGUCCGAGUCAAACAGUAGGCUUGAUGCUGGAAGGCGCCAAGGACUGGAGCCCCACCAUGUACAUUCGCCUGGUGCAGGACUACGGACUAGAAAUUGAGGUGGCUCAGCAUCUGGCUUCCACCUACGGAGGGAGAGCAUUCGAAGUGGCCAAAAUGGCCCAGGUUACCGGAAAACGAUGGCCAAUAGUGGGGAAACGCCUCGUGUCUGAAUUCCCUUACAUUGAGAGUGAGGUUUUGUACGCCGUCAAGGAGUACGCCUGCACUACCAUUGAUGUGAUCGCUCGGCGCACACGGCUGGGCUUCCUGAACGUACAGGCAGCCGACGAGGCCCUGCCCCGCAUUGUGGAGAUCAUGGGGAAGCAGCUGAGGUGGAGCGAGCAGAAGAAGAGGGAGGAGUUGGCUGCUGCCAAACAGUUUCUGUAUCAUGAGAUGGGCUAUAAGGCCAGGUCCGAGCAGCUGACCAACAUGUCGGAGAUUGCCCUCACGCCUUCAGAGGUUGACAGGUACAAGAAGCGGUUCCACAAAUUUGACAAAGAAAAUAAAGGCUUCAUCACCACUGUUGAUGUUCAGCAAGUUUUAGAGAGCAUCAGCAUCCAGAUUGACGAAAACACGCUGCAUGAAAUUCUAAAUGAAGUUGACCUAAACAAAAACGGACAAGUUGAGCUCAACGAAUUCUUACAGCUAAUGAGUGCCGUGCAGAAGGGCCAGGUGUCUGACAGCCGGCUGGCCAUCCUCAUGAAGACGGUGGAGGAGAGCCUUGAGCAGAGGGAGCCCGUCUCUGUGGACAGGAGUGGCGGUGGGGUGUGAAUUCUGUGUCACCUAUUGCCAAAGUACCGACAACUACUCCUCCAGAUACACAUAUUCCUACUCUGUGUUAGAGCACUUGUCAGCCCAUCCCAGUGUACUGUACUCCUACCCUUCUGUGCCAGGAACACUGUGUACUGUAAUGCAGACUGCUGUUUUAUUUUAAUAUGAUAUAAGCACUGUUUUAGUCAUUUAUGUAUCCAGUUUUUUAUUAUUAUUUAAAAGUAUUUAAUGAAAUGCCAGUUGGUUAUUUUUCCAUGAAGGUGGUUCACACUUUGAAACCCAUAUCCAGUCUGUUUGUCACAAUUUAACAUUACAAGAACAUGCAAGCUUUACAUUAACUGCAUGUAACCGUAUGAUGAUAUUAUGUCUCUGAGUUUGUGCGCUGUGUUGUGCCUCUUCAUAUGCAGUGAGGUAAAGGUUUAAACUGAAGGUACACAUUUUAUAAGUACUGAUUAUAUAUGGAUAAAUGCAUUUUAUCAGUACUAUUUGAAACUGCACUGUACUGAAGUUCCAUUCAAAAAUGGAAAUGUAACAUGGACAGUAGACAAAUAUAUAAUGAUUGUCUUUAUAGAUUUUUAUUGUUUCAUUACAUUUUUGUUGCUGUGUGCUUGCCUGUGUAAUGCGCUUUUCAGCAAAAAAUGGUUUACAUGGUACAUUACUGCAUUUGGGCAACGACAGAGGAAAACUGAUUGUAUUCUUAACUUUCUGCUAUUUACAUCUUUAUAUUUUUUCAUUGUUAUGCAGUGAUUUCCAGAUGCAAGAUAUUUAUCAAGCUAAUGUACUCGAAUGUCAAGCAAGAUACAAGUCCGUAAUACGCAUGCUUAAAUAUUCUGCAAUCUCAUAUAGAAAGUGUAUGUGAUUGGUUCUUGGAAGUGUUAUUGUGUAACCUGAUUUUAUUAUGCUGAAUGGGAUUAACUAUUGUAUUUGAGGCUGGCUUUUAAUUUCUGGAUCUGUCUGUGUGCUUGGUAUUUUUAUUACAUUAAUUUAUUGCCUCUGGUUUGCCUGGUGGGCUGCUUGCAUUUAUGGAGUAAUAAGGGAAUGUAUUUAAUGUGCCUUGCUUUCAGAUCUAGUAUGAAUUGAAAGCAUGAAUCAAUAGAACUGAUUAAACCAUAGUGUCUCUGGCUUUUAAGCCUGCUUAAUUUCACAGUACCUAUAAAUAAUACAAUUAUUGUCUCAUACAGACUCUUAAAGUUAACAUUACAAAUGUUUGUUCCUGGAAUGAUUAUGAAUAAAAAAAAUUAAACACUUUUUGUGUGUUCUAAAGGCCUUUAAGUCUAAUUCCUUUGUCUUGUAUCUGUAUGUAAUUUAUCUUCAUUUAAAUGCAAUUAGAAAAAGUCUUUGGUAGUUGGUCCUCAUACAAUGCAUAUUGAAUUUAAAGGUUGAUUAGCAGGGUGGCAGACAGGGUAUUGCAGUUGAACUUAACUCUUGCGCAGAAUCAAUCCGCUUGGUCAGUCACUUUACAUCACUCGUGGUAGAAUGCUAUGUCUUUAAAUGUUGUAAAUACUUUGAAAAAUGUUUUGAAAAUCUAGACGAAUCAUAAAGACAUUGACUGGCAGCAUGAUGGUUACACUGCAGUACUUUUUUUUGUGGUGUCGUCCUACUUUUGUUCAGUAUCACUGUACUGAUGUUUUUCCUUCAUCUGAGUCCUUGCAAUUUCUACUUUUAAACAACACGUGAAUUGUGCUUUAGUGCACUUGUAAUAUUUUAUUCUACAAAUAAAG
This is a messenger RNA of Scleropages formosus (Asian bonytongue), 4004 nucleotides long. RefSeq names its product glycerol-3-phosphate dehydrogenase 2 (mitochondrial) (gene gpd2). NCBI's taxonomy places the organism in Eukaryota, Metazoa, Chordata, Actinopteri, Osteoglossiformes, Osteoglossidae. Gene Ontology annotation, biological process: glycerol-3-phosphate metabolic process. The transcript is spliced from 17 exons. Gene Ontology annotation, cellular component: mitochondrion. Bases 100 to 2283 code for a protein of 727 amino acids. The record is from RefSeq and is a predicted model, not a curated record. Gene Ontology annotation, molecular function: glycerol-3-phosphate dehydrogenase (quinone) activity; calcium ion binding.